AUGUACAUAUCUCAUGUCAUGACGUGUGAUGUACCAGAGAGUAGGAAACUCGAUAAAGAAAAGUCCAUUGAUAGAAAGCAAAGCAAUGUUAAAUGCAAGCUGAAGCAAACACUAACGUUGCUUGUUUCCAUCCAGGCAAUACAUGACAUUUUCACGCAGCUCAAUCAGCAUCAAACAAUUUUAUUAGCCUCAAUUCACUCGAAAUUUGCUGUGGUUGCCAAAAUGAAACUGUACGAUUAUAUUUACGUCUACUCAGACAUCAUUACUUAUUCGAGAUUGCAUGAACUACCUGAGAAAGAGAUGAGGGAAUUGAUCAAGGCUGUGGAUAAAAAACUCGUUACGCCUUUCGUUAAAAAGAGUCGUCAUGAACCAAAAAAGCGUCGCUCUCCAUUGAUUUUGAUGCCAGAAGUUGGUAUGGAAUAUCAUGGGAUGAGUAAAACCUGCUUGUUUAGGUUUGCAAGAAAUGUAAACAAUCACUGA
Molecule: messenger RNA, 480 nt
Organism: Lodderomyces parapsilosis
Lineage: Eukaryota; Fungi; Ascomycota; Pichiomycetes; Serinales; Debaryomycetaceae
Exons: 1
Coding region: 1-480 (159 amino acids)
Source: RefSeq, a predicted model, not a curated record